GUUGUUUGAUAUCCGAUAUUAACAAUUUAGCUUAUGCGCCGAAGUUAAAGAUAUAAUUUAAGACUAGUAACAGCUUUCUGAAAUAGUUCGUCGAAAUUUGAAUAAAAAUUAAAUUGGUUAUCUUAUUAAAUCCUCAAGCACAUCAACAAAAUGCCCCGUAACUAAUCGGUUUGCCAAAUUGCCACUAGUCAACUCCCAACUGUGGCAACGCCACCCUACAACUAAGGUGGAAGAUAGUGAAAGCAGUUCAUGAUAAAUGCUAAGCGAAAGAGAACUUUCAGUUGUCGGCCAACCUUCUUCGCGUGUUGGGGACAGUUUAUUUCGCACUGUGGAGCAUAGUCUGCCGCCGCGGCACAGUUGUAAAGCGAAAGAACAAACAAACGAGGGAGCAAGGAGCCCGAUCCAUAGCUAACGACAACGACAAGUGAGCUCCCCGGUGUUUGAAUUUGUUGUCUUAGCUAGAGGCAAACACAUUUACAUACCUACCUACAGUGGAGUAUAACUGAGCGAGCGGGCUCGUGUGUGUGUGUCUGUGCAAAGUGAAAUAAUAAAAAGGGAAAAAAUAAUAAAAGUGUAUAGAAUAUAGUAUGUGAAUAAGUAGAGCAAGAAAAUUGCCCAGAGAAGUUCCUGAUCCUAAGUUUUACACAAAUAAUUCAAAUUUCUUAAUCACUAUCAGCAAGAGUGCGAGCUUUCGGCAAAGUGAAGUUGUCGGUUGUUCUUUGUUAUUAUUGCUUAUUAUUGUUAGUCGGUGGUGUGUAGACGGCGCGGCAAAGCGGUACAAAAGUGGGCGUACGAAUAAGCGGGCGUGUCAUUGCUGGUGUAGUUACAGGAUUCGGGGUGAAUAUGGCGCCAGGCGUAUGCGUAACAAGUUUCCGUAUGCUACUGCGACGUACGGAGUUAAGCAGCCAUCUGAGCCGUGGACUGCGGCUGACGCCAACCGCGCCGUACUUGUUGAAUUCGUGGAGCUCCAGGAGAUAUUGUAAACAGAGCAACGACACAUCAAAGGACGAGCAACAACAACGCACAGGCAAAAGUGAAACUGUAAAUGCAAAUGCAGAGCCUUCCGCCAAAGAGAGCACCAUUUUAGCAAAAAGCAUGCAAACACAAAAUUUCAAACCACAUCAAUUGCUUAAAGCAGAUGAAAAUCUCGCAAAAGAGGAGGACCUCGCGACGCUAAAAAUAUCACAGUUGCGCGCCCAGCUGCGUGUACAUGGCUUAAGUCCUGUCGGCAAAAAGGAUGUGUUGCUCCACCGAUUACAAAGCUAUUUACAGCUUAAAGCAGGAAAGCCUACUACUCAAAUUCCACCAAAUACACAAGCGGACGAGGCUAUUGCAACAGUGGAGGAGGAGAAAAUAAUAAACAGCGAAAGAAGAGAAACAGAGAAUAGAUGUGAAGAUCACCAACCUAAAAAAGAGAAAACCAACGAUUUACAACCGGAAAUCACUCCGCUUAUGUACCAAAAUCUCUCAUCCACCCAAUCAACAACAGAGUACGAUGCCAAUAAUGUUGAGCUUGAUAACAAGGACCCGAAUUAUAAAUUCACACACAGCAUUGAGAAAACCGAUAUUUCACCUGCUUCUAUUUCCAACGCUGAAGAGAUUGGGAUAGGUAAUGCUAGUGGCAGAGAAAAUGAUGGCAACGCCGAUUAUUUUAAGAAUAGCUAUUCAAAUCAUUCCACGAAAACACAUUCAACUAAAAACGAAGGUUCACAAAACAAGGGCGAUGUUUACGUUGAAUAUAUACAAGGACUUCCACACCUAACAGUGCCGCUGCCAAGCAGAUUGGAAAAAUGCCGAUUUGCUCUGAGGCCUGUUUCGCACAAAGUUGGCGAUCUUAUCGAAAUGCUGAAAAUUGAAGAUCACGGUAUCGAUCGAGCGGUUGUGCUGAACAAAUGCGGUAUACGAAUAGCGUCCACAUGCGCCAUCGAUAGCCUUAUGGAUGAGCCAUUUUGGCUACAAAUAAAUGAUAACAAAUACGAAGUGAUCCCUCCUAAAAGGAAAAAAAUCGACUCUGAAGACUUAAAGAGGCUUAGUGAUGUUAGAACUUUAGUAGCACAAUUGUAUGAAGCUUUACAUGUCGGCGAAUAUCAUUUGCACAAGGAACAUGAACUAGUGAAAAAAAUAGAAAAUUUAAAAUUUGAAAUAUCACCUCUAGAAAUGGAAAAGCAGGAACUUGCUAAACUAGCGCAACGUAAAACGGUUAUCGCAACAUGGGUGGGACUCAGUUUAAUGGCGGUACAAUUUGGCGUUUUAGCGCGCCUCACUUGGUGGGAAUACUCUUGGGAUAUCAUGGAACCCGUCACAUAUUUUGUUACAUAUGGCACCACAAUGGCUCUGUAUGCUUAUUACUGCCUAACGAAAUCGGAAUACACUUACGAAACAGUUAGAGAUCGUCUAUUCCUGAUUACAAUGCACAAAAAGGCCAAAAGGAAGAGCUUUGACAUCGAAAAGUACAAUCUAUUGAAACGUCAAAUCGCCGAAGCUGAGUAUGACUUACGACGCCUUCGCGAUCCCAUCAACUUGCAACUGCCGCCACACAUUGAUCGUUCGCAACGCUCAAUACCAAUUGAACCACCAACAAGCGGUGGCGAAACACGCCUCCUGACGGCCGUUACGUGUGAAAAGAAACCCGCUAGCUUCCGACUGCCCUUUUUAGAACCAAAAAAUUAGAUUUUUGUAAGAUGAUAUGUAACUUAUCAGUUGAUCGUAUUUACGUAUGUAUGUAUGUAACUAUGUUAGUUCCCCACGGAACACAAUGUGAGUUUCACGUAAGCACAAACUGGCUUUAUGCAAAUAUAAAUACAAAAAAAGUAAAUACAAAUAUUAACGAUAGUAACAUAGUAACGUACCACAUAUAGCUGAAUACAAACAUACAUACACAUACAUACACAACAACUGAAUUUAGUUUUAAGCAGUUCAUGUUGCCCAGUGCGACAUCGUCGCUCGUUCGUUCCUUCGUUUGUUCGUUCGUUUUGUAGUUUCAAUUAUUUCUAUGCGUUUUCAUAUUUAAUUUUAAUGCGAAUUGGUUUUUUUUGACCUUAACCAUUGUAAUAUGCUCAUGCUUGGAAAAGUUUUAAGUGACCUUCUUAUCGUAUGAGUAUCGUAUUGAACGCUUCCUAUACUACAUAUGUAGCUAGACUUAAAUUAUUAUUGCCAAGCAAUUGUUACUUGUUUACCAACACAUUUAUCUGUAUGUAAUAUCUAUGUUAUGAAUGCAUUUAAAGAACUUGCGUGAAAGACCGAAGUUGAAUUAAAUGAAAAACUAGCAAAUCAAAGACGGAAUAACUACUGAAUUGUAGGUACAUAAGUAGUUUUAUUCAACACAGAUGUAUGCUCUCGAGAAUAAGUGCUAAUUCCUACUUCUAUAUAAACAAAUAAUUACUUAGGCACUUCUGUCACACCACAAACUUACAUAAAUUAUUUAUUGAAGAAAUGUAAUUUAGUCUUAGGGGUUCAUUUAAAUAAAUGUUUAUGUUUUAA
Bactrocera oleae (olive fruit fly) is the source of this 3480-nucleotide messenger RNA. RefSeq names its product mitochondrial calcium uniporter (gene MCU). Gene Ontology annotation, molecular function: uniporter activity; calcium channel activity. NCBI's taxonomy places the organism in Eukaryota, Metazoa, Arthropoda, Insecta, Diptera, Tephritidae. Gene Ontology annotation, cellular component: mitochondrial inner membrane; uniplex complex. Gene Ontology annotation, biological process: calcium import into the mitochondrion; mitochondrial calcium ion homeostasis. The record is from RefSeq and is a predicted model, not a curated record.